AUGAAACAGACAAAACUCGAAAAGGGCAAUGGUGUUCAUGAGCUUCUCGAAUGUCCGGUUUGCACAAAUCUCAUGUAUCCUCCAAUUAAUCAGUGUCCCAAUGGCCACACGUUAUGUUCCAGCUGCAAACAACAAGUGCAGAACACGUGCCCUACAUGCUGUUACGAGCUCGGCAACAUAAGAUGCUUGGCUCUCGAGAAGGUUGCGGAAUCGUUGGAGGUUUCAUGCCGGUACCAAAGCUUAGGGUGUCACGACAUUUUCCAACCCCUUGUUGAGCAUCUCAAAGACGAUCAUAAAGUCGAUAUGCAUAGUGGCUGCACUUUCAACCACCGUUAA
Messenger RNA from Brassica napus (rape), 336 nucleotides. Its product is annotated as putative E3 ubiquitin-protein ligase SINAT1. The record is from RefSeq and is a predicted model, not a curated record. Bases 1 to 336 code for a protein of 111 amino acids. Gene Ontology annotation, molecular function: ubiquitin protein ligase activity. Gene Ontology annotation, cellular component: cytoplasm. Lineage: Eukaryota; Viridiplantae; Streptophyta; Magnoliopsida; Brassicales; Brassicaceae. The transcript is spliced from 2 exons.